Messenger RNA from Papaver somniferum (opium poppy), 2253 nucleotides. RefSeq names its product auxin response factor 9-like. The record is from RefSeq and is a predicted model, not a curated record. NCBI's taxonomy places the organism in Eukaryota, Viridiplantae, Streptophyta, Magnoliopsida, Ranunculales, Papaveraceae. Gene Ontology annotation, cellular component: nucleus. Gene Ontology annotation, biological process: regulation of DNA-templated transcription; response to hormone. The transcript has 15 exons. Gene Ontology annotation, molecular function: DNA binding. Bases 1 to 2253 code for a protein of 750 amino acids.
AUGUCAAAUAGGAUGGAUAUUGGGAAGAGGUAUGGUGAUGGAUCUGAUGGAUUUUUGAAGGUUGUUGUUUCUGAGAUGAUAUAUGAUAGGGUUGUUUCUAAUUAUUUUGCUGGUAGUCUUGAUUGGUCAGAUCUUUUUGCUUCUAAGAGAGCCGAGAAUUGGGAAGAAGUUCCUCAGGGAUGUCAUGUGACUAAUGUGGUGAAUGAAAAAAGGGUGAUUCCUGCGGGUGCUGAUCAUUUUCAAGAGGAUAUUAAGAGGUGUGAAGAGCUUGUAGUUGGUUUAUUUGUGGGUGGAAAGCUUCCCUUUAUGAUGAUACAAAGUUUAUUGUGCUUGUUACCAGAGAUGAAAGAUGGAAUAUAUGGCGCACUAUGGAAUGCAUGUGCUGGACCCUCCGUUAAAAUUCCACAUAUAGGAGAGAAAGUUUUCUAUUUCCCACAAGGUCACUUAGAACAAGUAAAAGUAUAUACAAAUCAACAAACCAGUUCUCAAAUGCCUGUUUAUGAUCUACCAUCAAAGAUUCUCUGCAGAGUUAUAUAUGUACAACUUAAGGCUGAAAUGGAAUCAGAUGAAGUGUUUGCUCAAGUGACACUAGUUCCCGACUCGAAGCAAGAUGAACCUGGAAUAAACAAAGAGAAACUUCUUUUUCCUUCUAAGAACACUAAAGUUUACUCCUUUUGCAAGAUACUUACUCCAUCUGAUACAAGUACUCAUGGAGGAUUUUCGGUUCUUAGACGACAUGCUAAUGAAUGUCUUCCACCUUUGGACAUGAGCCAGCAACCACCAUGUCAAGAACUGGUGGCAAAAGAUUUGCAUGGGGUAGAAUGGCGCUUCCGCCAUAUUUACCGUGGUCAACCCAAGAGGCACUUGCUUACAAGUGGUUGGAGUACAUUUGUGAACUCAAAGAAACUUGUUGCUGGUGAUACCUUUAUUUUCAUAAGGGCAGAAGAUGGGGAGCUUCGCGUUGGGUUUCGCCGUGCUUUAAGUAAGAUACAAAGUUAUCCAUCAACAUCAGUCCUAAGCAGUCACACCAUGCAGCUUGGCAUACUCGCAACUGCUUCGCAUGCACUUUCAACUGGAUCCAUGUUCAGUGUUUACUAUCGUCCAAGGACAAGCCCAUCAGAGCUCUUGAUCCCAUAUAAGCAAUACAUGAAUAGCGUAAGAAGCAGUUUUGCAGUUGGGACUAGAUUUAAAAUGAGGAUUGACAGCGAAGAAGCUCCAGAAGAAAGACCUUCAGGCACCUUAGUUGGUAUUGAAGAGGAUGAUCCUGUUCACUGGCCCUGCUCACAAUGGAAAUGUCUCGUCGCUCAUUGGGAUGAACCAUCUUCCUCCGUGCCACGUCCACUUCGGAUUUCUCCAUGGAUGAUUGAACCACUUUCAGCUGCGACUAACAUGCAACAGGUUCAACCCCGAACGAAGAGACUUAGAACCAGUCAAGCAUCACCAGAUGAAUCAUCUACACUGAGCAAUGAUGUUCCUUCAUUAGGACUAUCCUUAGGUUCCACUGAGUAUGCACCACCACUGCCAGGGCAGUCUUCAGGGGUCUUUCAUGGUCAAGAAAAUGGACAAAUUCCAUCAAACACAAAUUUGAUACCUCCAAGGAACUAUAACUGGGGGCAGAACCCGUUCCCAUUUCAAAGAAAUGAUCCUUUUUAUAUGGAUCCUGGAAAUAAUUUACCAAUUAAUGGUGCAUAUCAAGAUGUGUCACGGUUCGAUAGCAACUUUCAUCCACCCCUAUUUUCAACAUGUAAUGACAGUAGAAAUUCUGGAUUUAGUGAGAACCGGUCAGUUCCGCAAUUCAGUUUCCCAAGUUCUGGUUUCCCAGGAAUGAUGGGCCAUGGACACGAUGAAGUACCAAUGCAUCAGCAAACAGACAGUAGCCCCUGCAUGCUUUUUGGUGUUGAUUUAGUAAAGAUUCCAAUGGGAACAACUCCAGCUUCAGAAAUGAGUUUCCCACAAUUCUUUCAUGACAAUUGCCAUGUUCCACAUUUCAGCAUGGUGGAUUCUGAUCAAAUUUCAGACCCAUCUAAGAUCACGAAUCCUUCAUAUUCUAGUGGAUCUGGAAGUGGUGUCGAAAAGCCAUGCCAGAGCUGUUCCAAUACCCCCACCAAAUUUUAUAAGGAGGAAGGAUAUGAAGGUAAUAAUGGUAGUGAUAAGAAGAAUGAAGAGGAUGAAGGUAAUGACGCUGGUGAUAAGCAUGAUGAAAACGAGGAAGUCAAUGAUGCUGGUGAUAAGGAGGAGGAAGAGAAUGAAUAG